UGUUUGAUUCAGACUUCAUGUGUCUAAAGACAUGAGUGCCCAUGAAAUGAACCAUGAGAGUUAGUUUCAGUUGGCACAUUGCUCUAGAUCUGUCAGGUGCAUUGUGUAACUUGUACAUGUCUGCAUUGGUUUUAAAGGAACUUCUAGUGCGAAACGUGUUUGUAGUGAUCGGAGUGUGAAUAUGCACCCAAUAACUUGUGAUUGUGAAGAUGCUCCUAAACAGCACUGUCAUUGUCCAUGUUCCAUUUGCAACUUUAAACCAGUGUCAAGGACUACUGCACAUAGGCAUUUAUGUAACAUUGAUCAGGAACAUUUGGAUGCUAAUGCUUGCAGUUCUCUCAAUGAAAGUAGUGUACAGGAGGAUGAGAUAGCUGUGGCAUCUAAUGGGAGCAUUCCUUGUAGUGAUGCAAGUGAUACUGUUUCUGAUAUUGACAGUGAUGAAGAUAAACUUGAAAAUCCUGGUAGGUAUGAAACACUUCUGGAACUUUUGAGUUUAAAGGAUAAACACAAAAUGUCCAACAAAUGUUUUGAAGACAUUUUAAAAUGGUGCAACAGACAAAUACUUGAUGAGAGAUCACAACUACCUGAAUCGUGGUCUGUUUUACAUAAGGUUUUAGGAGAUGCUGGUUGUAUUCCACCGAGAGUUUACUACAUUUGCCUUCACGAAGAUCACCCAUGCCACUAUGACAUUUUGGAUAGUGACAUUGCAUUGUGCAGACACUGCGGUAGACCUGGUUCUGUGAAGUACUACUAUUUGAGUUUGAUCGGUAAAGUCAAAGCAUUGACUCAACAGAAAGCGAUGUGUGAGAAGAUGUUGGCACACUGGAAGGAACGUGAUCAUUGGCUUCAUUGUGACAGGAAUGAAUCGAAUAGAGACUCCUGGGGAUAUCCUUGUAAGAAGGAGGUUCACCAGUCAGCAGGCAGCUUACACCAAUCCAACAGGCUGCAAUUGAGAAGAUACUUAGCUCUGACGCUGAUCUGA
This is a messenger RNA of Corticium candelabrum, 982 nucleotides long. RefSeq lists its product as uncharacterized. The coding region runs from base 182 to 982 and encodes 266 amino acids. The record is from RefSeq and is a predicted model, not a curated record. The transcript has a single exon. Lineage: Eukaryota; Metazoa; Porifera; Homoscleromorpha; Homosclerophorida; Plakinidae.